AUGGAGGGCGCCUUCACCCAUGUUGGGAAUCAUUUGAUAUCCGACUCCGCUGCUGCCAUCAAAGCUGGAGCCGAUGACCUUUCCACGAUCGACCCUGACGAGAGCUUACUCUAUGGCAAAUAUGGAGAUCGUAACGGCCGCCGCCGAGCCGAUGAUGAUGAUAACCAGACCGAGGCUUUUGAAGAAGACGACAAUGAUAGUCUUAACAGUGUCCCGAUCGACGGACUGACGGGACUCAAACUUAAGGGCCAGGAUGAAGAGAAAGAACUUCCAGCCCAUGCCUGCGCUUAUUGCGGUAUUCACUCCCCAGGAUGUGUUGUCAAAUGUCUCACCUGCAACAAAUGGUUUUGUAGUGCGAGAGGCAACGGCACCUCGACCCACAUCGUGAAUCAUCUUGUUCGAGCUCGCCAUAAAGAAGUUCAACUCCACCCUGAGUCUACGCUGGGUGAUACUGUACUCGAAUGCUAUAACUGCGGAACCAAAAAUGCCUUUCUCCUAGGUUUCAUUCCAGCAAAGUCCGAUACUGUUGUCGUCCUCCUCUGCCGACAGCCUUGCGCGGCCAAUACCUCCAACAAGGACAUGAACUGGGAUACAUCGCGAUGGCAACCCCUCAUCGAAGAACGAGCUUUUCUGCCUUGGCUUGUCGCGACCCCAUCCGACUCCGAACAGCUCCGAGCCCGCCAUCUUACACCCAAUAUGAUUGCCAAAUUAGAGGAGAUGUGGAAGAUUGAGCCUAAGGCGACAGUCGUUGAUCUUGAGAAGGCAGCUAGUAUUGAUGACGACCCUCAACCUGUCUUGCUAAACUAUGACGAUCCUUAUCAUUACCAAAACAUUUUCGGACCUUUGGUCAAAAUGGAAUCCGACUAUGACAAGAAACUAAAGGAAGCGCAAUCAGAGGAUGGGCUCCUCGUACGCUGGGACUACGGUUUGAACAAUAAGCAUCUAGUCAGCUUCAAUCUCCACAAAAUCGAAUCCGGAGAUGUCAAGCUUGCUGUUGGUGAUGAAAUGCGCCUGCGUUACAAGGGCGAGCUGCGAUCUCCUUGGGAAGGGGUUGGUUAUGUCAUCAAGAUCCCGAAUAACCAAUCUGAUGAGGUCACACUGGAGCUGCGCAAGACUGGAAACGAAAAGCUUGUGCCCACUGACUUAUCCCACAACUUUUCAGCAGACUACGUUUGGAAAGCGACUUCCUACGACCGCAUGCAGUUGGCUAUGAAAACAUUUGCUGUUGAUGAUAUGAGUGUAUCUGGCUACAUUUUCCACACCUUGCUUGGUCAUGAGGUCCAGCUACAGGUCAUGAAGACAAACCUGCCUAAGAAGUGGUCUGCCCCUGGUCUCCCUGAUCUCAAUCCAAGUCAAGUUGGCGCCAUCAAGGCAGUUCUUCAGAAGCCCCUGAGCUUGAUUCAAGGUCCUCCUGGAACUGGCAAGACUGUCACAUCGGCUACCAUCAUCUAUCACUUAGCCAAGAUGAGCGGGAACCAGGUCCUCGUAUGUGCGCCCUCCAACGUCGCCGUCGACCAACUCUGCGAGCGUGUUCACCGUACAGGACUCAAGGUUGUUCGUCUCACAGCCAAAUCUCGCGAGGAUGUGGAAUCGUCUGUCAGCUUCUUAGCUCUUCAUGAGCAGGUGCGAAUGUCAGAGCACAACAGCGAGCUUGUCAAACUUUCCCAGUUGAAGAACGAACUUGGCGAGCUGUCCAGUCAGGAUGAGAAGAAGUACAAACAGCUUACCAAGAUAGCUGAACGAGAUAUUCUCAACAACGCUGACGUCGUCUGCUGCACAUGCGUGGGAGCUGGCGACCCUCGUCUUUCGAAGAUGAAGUUCCGAAAUGUUCUGAUUGAUGAAUCGACUCAGUCGGCGGAGCCUGAGUGCAUGAUCCCUCUUGUUCUUGGAUGUAAGCAGGUCGUCCUUGUUGGUGAUCACAAGCAGCUUGGCCCUGUUAUUAUGAACAAGAAGGCGGCCAAGGCUGGCCUUAACCAGUCGCUUUUCGAGCGCUUGGUCAACCUGAAAUUGUCGCCUAUCCGGCUCAACAUCCAAUACCGAAUGCACCCCUGUCUAUCUGAGUUCCCGUCCAACAUGUUCUACGACGGUAGUUUGCAGAACGGUGUCACUCAUGAGAAUCGCCUUCGAAAGGACGUCGACUUCCCUUGGCCCGUCGGAGAGAUGCCCAUGAUGUUCUGGUCUAACCUGGGCCACGAGGAGAUUUCUGCCUCCGGAACUUCAUAUCUCAACCGCACGGAAGCAUCCAAUGUUGAGAAGGCGGUCACACGAUUCUUUAAGGCCGGCGUUAAGCCCGCUGACAUUGGUGUUAUUACUCCAUAUGAAGGCCAGCGAAGCUACAUUGUGACUACGAUGCAGAACUCAGGAACCUACAAGAAGGAAUACUAUAAGGAAGUCGAGGUCGCGUCAGUUGAUGCAUUCCAAGGCCGUGAGAAGGACUUUAUUGUUCUAUCUUGUGUUCGAUCCAACGACAAUCAGGGCAUUGGGUUUUUAUCUGACCCUCGUCGCUUGAACGUGGCCUUGACUCGAGCCAAGUAUGGCCUCGUCAUCCUGGGCAAUCCCAAAGUUUUGUCUAAACAUGAGCUUUGGCACAAUCUUCUUGUCCACUUCAAGGAUCGUAAAUGUUUUGUCGAAGGCCCGUUGACCAAUCUGCAGGCAUGCUUGCUCCAGUUCAGCCGACCCAAGGUCAGCUAUCGUCAAAAGAAUCAGCAACCGCAGUUCGGAGCCGGCAGCUAUUCCAAUGGAGGACGCUUCAACCCCGCUCCAUCUGGUCGAGACUUUGAUGCAGGCUCCAUGGCGUCCUACAUCCCCGACGAUGUGUCCUCUGUUCAUGGCUCUGCAUUUGGAGGUGCCUCUCUUAGCAGCGCCUUCCCUCCCAUGUUCUCAAGCUUCACUCCUGAUCAAUGGCCUGGACUUCCUGGGGUCACUGCUCCGAGCCGAGGCGGGAAGAGCCGUGGACGUGCUACGGAAAGCAUUGCAGGUGAGAGUGUGGCCAACUCCGAAUAUACGGAUGCAUCUUCUAGUGUCAUCGGGGGUAAAGGGGUUGGCCAGGGCGGUGUUAGUCUUGGAGCGGGGCUUCACGACGCUGUCACGGGCAUGCGGCCUGUCUCCUAUAGCCAAAGUGAUCGGCUUAAACAGUAUGUUGAGAGCAGUGGACGCAUGGUUCCUGGAAAUGGUUAUGGGCGACGCUUUGACGAUGACGAGAAAAGUGUCAGCACGGCAUUCCAUAGUCAGAUCGGAGGAGGCUACGACUGA
Fusarium fujikuroi IMI 58289 is the source of this 3252-nucleotide messenger RNA. RefSeq names its product probable HUPF1 protein. The record is from RefSeq and is a predicted model, not a curated record. Bases 1 to 3252 code for a protein of 1083 amino acids. Gene Ontology annotation, cellular component: cytoplasm. Gene Ontology annotation, molecular function: hydrolase activity; RNA binding; ATP binding. The transcript has 2 exons. Gene Ontology annotation, biological process: nuclear-transcribed mRNA catabolic process, nonsense-mediated decay. NCBI's taxonomy places the organism in Eukaryota, Fungi, Ascomycota, Sordariomycetes, Hypocreales, Nectriaceae.